Trichomycterus rosablanca is the source of this 4485-nucleotide messenger RNA. Its product is annotated as chemerin-like receptor 1. Gene Ontology annotation, molecular function: G protein-coupled receptor activity; complement receptor activity. Gene Ontology annotation, biological process: phospholipase C-activating G protein-coupled receptor signaling pathway; inflammatory response; positive regulation of cytosolic calcium ion concentration. The coding region runs from base 289 to 1278 and encodes 329 amino acids. The record is from RefSeq and is a predicted model, not a curated record. Gene Ontology annotation, cellular component: plasma membrane. The transcript is spliced from 3 exons. Lineage: Eukaryota; Metazoa; Chordata; Actinopteri; Siluriformes; Trichomycteridae.
CUGUGAACAAGCUGCAGCACUGAAGAAGCUCAGAGAUUCUAAAAGCAAACCGAUUAUUCGGAGCAGCCCCGGUUCUGGACUGCUUUGCUUGGGGGGGCAAAGACACAAUUUGGGGGGGCAAUGCCCCCCUCAGCCCCCCCUAGCCCCGGUUCUGGACUGCUUUGCUUGGGGGGGCAAAGACACAAUUUGGGGGGGCAAUGCCCCCCUCAGCCCCCCCCCCCCAGCGCCGGCCCUGGUGUGCAGCGUCAACAUCUACGUCAAAAAUAGAUUUUAAUAUGAGUUUCCAGGAUGUCCGGUACAAAUGUCACACCAGGUUUCGACUACGACAAGAUUAUAGGUGAACUAGAAGCUGACGCAGAGUACCCAAAACAUAUCAGGAUGCUCUUCAUCAUCAGCUACUCCACCAUCUGCAUCGUCGGACUGGUCCUCAACUCCUGGGUCGUGGUCGCCGGUAGCUGCGCCUACCAGAAACUGCUGGAUCGAGACACCGCCGUCUGGGUCCUGACUCUGGCCGUGACCCACCUGAUCUGCUUGAUAUUCCUGCCCUUCCAGCUGCUCUACGCCUGGUUCCACUUCAACUGGCGAUACGAAGGGAUCGUCUGCAAAUUCGCCUCCUACGCCAUUUACUUCAGCUUCUUCUCCACGGGGACCAUGCUGAGUAUGUGGAGCAUCAGCAGCACCAUCAAGAGCAGCACGUGCAUCAGAAAGUGCUGGCCUAGACAGCUCGGGCGCGGGGCGACCGCGGACCUCUUCAUGGUCUUGUUCUCCUGGACGCUCGCCGCCGUCCUGGCCAUGCCAUCUUUGUUCUCGCGGGAGCUGAGGUAUACCAAGCGGGGCUUGGAAUGCAUCGACGAUUUCGACUUCGACAACGACAAAUCGACGAACGACGGAGAGCAGAAGCUACUGAUCGUCGUUCUUUAUCGGUUCCUGCUCGGCAUCGCGCUGCCGGGGUUCCUGAUGGGCAUCAGCUGCUGCCUGAAACGUGAAGAAGGUCGCCGGGAUUACGGUAGGCGGGGUUUGCGGCAGAUCUCGUGCUGGAUAAAGGUGGCUCACUUUGUUUGCUGGACGCCUCUGAUGUUAAUGGCCAUGCUACAGAUCACCAAAGGACAGUACGCCGGGUUUGAGUACGCACUGCCGGCCGGCACCGUCCUGGCGGCGGCUCACUGCUGCGUCAACCCGGUCAUCUAUCUCCUGGUGAGAUGCGACGUAAAGAUGAAGUGGAUGUCCCUGCGGCUGUGUGACGUUCAGGAUUGUAAAGAUUUAAUGCUGCUGCAGUAGUGCCUGGCACAAAAGGGGGAGCUAGGAGGGGUCAGUGCCACCCAAAACAUCUCAACUGUAUCUAAAGCAUUUUGUAAAGUAAAGUCUGCUUUUAAGAAGCUGUGUUUUUUAAACUCCACACUCUUCAAUCCAAACAAUCUGUAAAUAAUAAAGUAGGAGAACCUGAAAGCUCUAAGAAUCAUCAAACAAAAUCUCGGUGGACACGUAUUUGGGACACUGGCACCAGUAAAGAUUUCGGAUCUCUCGCAUGUUUUUAAUUCUCCAGGAUUAUUUUGUCCUAUAGAGUCCUCAUGUCCUUAUUGGUGUACGUACACACAAGGUCUUGGAAUCACAAAUGUCUUAUGGUCUGGUGAGACCUUGGUUGAACUUUUAAGCCAGAAUUCCAAAAGAACGCACCAACAGUAAAUCUUCGGGGCGGCUUUUCAUCUGCUUUCGUCCAGUGGUCUGAACAGAGCCCUGACCCCUGAGCUCACAGCAGUCAAUCCAAACAAUCAGAGGUGGAUCGAAAGGCUUGGACGCUCACCCAAAUACCCUGGCUCAAUAAGAAUCAUGCAGAAGCCCGUAAAUAAUAAAGUAGGAGAUCUGAAAGCUCUAAGAAUCAUCAAACAAAAUCCCGGUGGACACGUAUUUUGGACAUUCACUCUCCAGUCCUCAUGUGCUCAUCUGUGUACGUAUCCACAGGGUCUUGGAAUCACUCCCAGUUUCAGAUCUACCACAAACAACACCGGAAAACUGGCAGACAUGCAAAAACCACCAAAAAAAACAUAAGAGGAUUAGAAACAGCUGAAAACAAGAACGAAACUAAGAACGACCCUGGAAAUGUUUUGGUUCCCUAGAGCCAGGAUAGGUUUCACGUCUAUUUAGAGCCUUUCAGACGCCCCCCUUUUCCAACAUUCAAGAUACUAAGAUUAAUCGUUCGUUUCAUUUCCACUCUCAGUGUAACCUAUAAUCUAUAAAAAACUCAAUGACGAUAAUAAAGUGUCUUAUAACUGGGUGUGUGGUUGUGUUCAGAAUGGACCAAUCACAUUCGCCCUUUUGUUUGUUGAGCAAGACCCUUAACCCAGUUUGUUCCAAAGACGCCGUACAACGGCCAACCCUGCGCUCUGACCCCAGCUUCCAAAAAUAAUGUAAUUCCACUGUACAUACAUGUAUAAAUGAUAAAUAAAGGAAUUCUAUUCACUUCUAUUAACUUCUAUUCACUUCUAUUAACUUCUAUUCACAUCUACUGAGCUGCACCUUACAACAAAAGCCACAGACCAUGAAGAUCUCACAAAGCAUUAAAGGAAUCUCACUGCUGAAAGGUUUCAGUCAGAACAAACAGAUUAUGGAACAGUGACUUUACCAAGAACCAGACGUCCAUCCAAAUCAGAUGAAAGGACAAGAAGAAAAGUGGCCCAGAAGGCUGCUAGGAGGCUACAGAAACAAUAAAAGGGCUGCAGAAACUUCUGGAUGUUCAGGAAAUACUGGAUCUGCCCUACAUGCCCUACAUGUGACAACAAUCGCUGGUGUUCUUUAUAUGUCUGGGCUGUGGGGUUGGGUGGCAAGAAAGAAACAUCCAAGCCUGGCUUCCAAAAGCAUCUGGGAAAAGUGUCUCAUGGUUCAAAGUUGAACUUUUUGGCCAGAUUUCCAACAGGUAUGUCCAUCACCACAAGAACAUACCAACAGUGAAGCAUGGUGGUGGCAGCAUUAGCUGUUUUUCAUCAGCUGGAACUGGUGAAAAGUCAAGUUGGAUAACAGGUGUAUCAGAACAGUUGUUCAGAUGCUUUAAACUUUGAGGCAACACUUUAGUGAAGGAACGUCCAGGUUUUUAAUUUUCAUUGGCAACCUGCCUAGUAGUAGUGAGGCUUGAACCUGCAAUCUUCUGAUUACUAGUCCACCACCAGCAUGACUGCACCCCUGUACAUACAGCGAGGUUUGGUGUGGAGGCACUCCAGCAGUCCGAACAGUCCUCGAUCGCACUCGGCACCUUCGGGACGAAUUGGAACGGCCCUCUCGUCCAAGGUCAAUCCCUGACCUUAGGGUGGGAUUAUGAACAGUUCCAAAUAUCAGUCACAAAAUGUUCUGGAACAAAACCUGCAGACUUGCUUAAAAAAAACUGAAGAUGAAAAAGAAGAAGAAUUUUUCCUUUCAGCAGGACAAUGACCUGAAUCAUACCCUCAAAUCCACAAAGAAUGGCAUCAACCACAGCCCAGAUCUGAAUCUAUUAAAAACUCAUGAACAGCCUCUAAUCUCUAAGAUUUUAAUGUCUGUGGGUAAAAAUAUUAAAACAUUUAUCCUGAGUGACUUCUGUAACUGUUCCUUUACCAUGACUGAAGGAUCGUAAAACAACCUUUCAUCAGUUUAUUGUGGAUUGUCUGUAUUUAUAAAUAAUAAACACUUUAUAAUCUAGACGUUAACACGCACCACUUUAUCUGAGUAAACGUUUCCGUCCAAAACGAGGUUUAACAUACAGUGCCUUGUACAUCCCUUAACCUGCCGUGUCCCUUUAUAUUUAGGACACACCCUACGGCUGAAAGUAUGCAGACACGCCAGAUUCUUGAACAUCCUGUUCCUAAAACAUGGGCGAUCAUUUCCGCUUCUCUGGAAAGGCAUUUGGCUGAUCGAUCAGAAGAUAUGUGGCAUUCCAAUUCAUCCCAUCCCAAAGGUGUUCAGUUGGAAUUGAGAUCACUGCUCCGUUCCAGUCCAAACUGGUCAGAUGUGCCAUUUGUCUCUGGACUUGGCUUAAUGGAGCCCCCUCUUUUACGCCCGUGCUUCGGUGGAUUAGCACAUGAGGCUCAUCCACUUUCUGCACAGGCGCCAGGGUCCUUGCACAGCGCUUGAAGACCCCACCCACUUAGUGCGAUCAUUUCCCCCAAUUUAAGUCUGCUGCAGCACUGCCGAUCGUGCCAGCUAGAUGGCGCCCAGCCUACCGGGAGCAGAGCCGAGAUUCGAACAGGGGUGUUCGGAUCUCGGCGCUGGUGUGCUUUUCUCCGCUGCAAAUAUAAUAGAUUUUAAACACUUGCUCAAAAUGAACGUGGCUGUAUAGUUUACUUAAAAGAGGUGGGGAAUAAUAUCCUUCAAGGUAGCUUAAAACUUUAUAUUCAAAGUGUCUUGUUAAAAGUGUUUAUGACAUUAUUUUAAAGUAAUGUACUCAAUAUAAGAUUUUUAUGUUUGUAUAAUUUUAUAAGCUGCUGCUUUUGGACAAAAUUAAACCUUGCUUUACUUUUA